Molecule: messenger RNA, 1037 nt
Organism: Boeremia exigua
Lineage: Eukaryota; Fungi; Ascomycota; Dothideomycetes; Pleosporales; Didymellaceae
Exons: 3
Source: RefSeq, a predicted model, not a curated record
GACUUAUUAGCAGAAUUCAUACUUCUGCGAGACCCGAGAGGCUUUGCUCGGCUUGAGGCCCGUACGGCCAAUAUAUUGCAGAAGGCCUCCCAUCAGCCUCUCUCGUCGCAGCUGCAACACGGCAGGACGCCGAUGACGUCACAGCCUGUACCACGCCGCACCUCCUGUCUUAAAAUACGUCUCCGAACUGGUGAUCUUGCACCCUGACACGGGCACCCAGCUCCAUUCAGGCAGUUCACGCCCGGAAAUUACCGAGUCAGUCAGUGUAUGAUGACCGCUAGCCACGUUGACGCUGUGACGGGCUUACCCUGGCGUAAUUCACCGCUUAUCGCCCGCCUGGAAAACAAGGCAGAGUGAAUGUCCGAUGGUAAACAAAACGUCAACCACUUUUCUGAUAGGCUUUCUCAAAUAACGAAAUGUGCUACCAUAACUUCACCCAACAGCAACGGCUGCGGCCACAUCGGCGAAUCCCACUCCCAACCAUGGACGCUCUGCGACACCGCCCUCCACCGCCUCAACGACCUGCGCGGCCCCAUGUCGCCCCCCCUCUCCCCCGCCGCCACCCCAGCCCCCAUGAAGCGCUCCGCAUCAACCCGCCGCUUCUUCUCGCUCAGCCAAACCAUCUCGCGCUCCGCCUCCACGACCUCGCGCCGCAACGUCUCCUCCCCCGACUCCGCAAGCGAAACCUCGUACUUCGCCGCAGCAGACCCCGUCAAACCACUCAACUACGCCACGCUGCCCGCCCACCAGCUGAAUGCCGUGCGAUGUGCGGAGCCAACCAAGAAAUCAGCAAUCAGCCGCGAAAUGGACGUCUGCAAGGAGUGCAAGCGGUGGCUGGCCGACAUGCGCGGCAUGCUGGCGCGGUAUGAUAAGACGGGGAGCAUCAAGGGGACGGCGGCGUUCGAGGCGUUUCUCAAGUGGCAGAGCGAGGGCGGCGAUGGCGAGGGGGAUUUGACGGUGCCGUUGGGGGAUAGUGUGGAUGGGGUUGUAUUGGGGGCGAGGGAGGCGAUUGUGCUGGGGCAUCCGGGGGGGCAGUA